Molecule: messenger RNA, 1185 nt
Organism: Leptosia nina
Lineage: Eukaryota; Metazoa; Arthropoda; Insecta; Lepidoptera; Pieridae
Source: the annotation of a GenBank genome assembly
AUGGGAAUGAUAUCUCGUGUACGUGGACGAAUUAGAAGUGAUUCUUUCUCGAAGAUUCAAAUGAAAUCAGAGGAUAAGAUUGCAAAUAUAGUCUGGUUAAUAUCCUUGGUACUUCUACUGCCUUACUGGGCACCUCGGGGCCUGUUGGUGGCUCUUGGAGGAGCAUGGCUGAUGGCUGCAUACACAUGUUUCAUAGUUCCUGUCUUAAUAUCAGCCAACUACAAAUAUCCCGCGAGAUGGUACCCCGCAGUCGUCAAAUUGGCGCGAAAGAUAAUAAGAAGAUUGAGGGAGCCAAUUACGCGAGUUCUCUACAUUCUUAAAACAGCUUAUUCUCCUAUUGAUCGCGCAGAACGUCUCUUUUUGCAGUUGAACAAUCUAUCAACAAUGAUUUCUCAGCUCCUGAUUUUCACGGCCUGCGACCGCCUCCUCGUGUCAAGCGGCCGCCUGACCUGCCUCUACUCCCUCAUGUUCUACAACGUCAUCACAUACUCCGUCAACUACAUCCGGGAAAUAUGCACGAAGGAAAAUUGGACUCCGUACGUUAACGUCACUCGCCACUCCCAAGUCAAGCACCUCGCUAUGUCCGCAACCAAAAUCGUCCUCGAGUGGACCAAAGCCGUCACGUUUAUAGUCACUAUGACUUUCAUUCUUCUAACGCUUGGCUUGGAGCAGGGCUUGGAGCAUUUUAAGCCAACUCUACUGUACACCAUCAUUACGGGCACUUACUACUUAUUGACAGAGAAAACAUUCCUAGAGUUAUGGCCGGUCGCUCUAACCGCUCUGAAGAUAGAGAGGCUUGAAGGUAUGGACGCUCUGUAUUGUGGAGUAUGGGCCAGGUGUGUGACCACUUUAAUAGCGCUACCCUUGGUGCCUGCUCUAGCGUGGGGUGAACGCUGGAGAUUGGCUCUUCUAAUUGCGUACGUCUGUGUUUAUAUGCACGGGCGUCACAGGCUUGGAGAAGCGUUGGUGAAGCUUAACGAAGCUUGCGAUUCGCUGGCUCAGUUUCGACGGGCGACAGUUGAAGAGUUGUCCACGCUAGAAGACGUCUGCGCUGUCUGCCUUGGCAUCAUGAAAUCGGCCAGGGUUACUCCAUGCGCCCAUUUCUUCCAUGCGGACUGUUUGAGGCGCUGUCUAGCGGCUUCAGACAGAUGCCCCAUUUGUGUCAGACCUUACGUAUUCUGUUGA